AUGGCAGACUGGUUCUCAACUUUUGACAGCACUAAUAAUGUAAGUUUUGUAAAUCAUCAAUUGAUAAACCAUGCAAGUUCUGGGGUGAACAAUGUGCAAGAGAGUGGCUUUGGGGGCAAUCAACUGGCUGCCUAUAACAAAAAUGGCUACAUUCAUUUGCAUGAUCCUUCAAGGCAGACUUUUGGACAACUUGGUGUAAGCCAACGAGUUAGUGGAUAUCAACAAUUUCUAUCUUCAGCUAAAAGGAUUCGCAACAACGUGACUGGCACCCAUCAAGUGGCAGGCCAUUCAGCUGUUUUCCAAAGCGUUGUCCAAGUCAAUGGCCACAUUAUCAGAGAACACGUCUUCACGAUGGUCUCCAGGCAGCACAUUGACAUAAGCAGCAGUAAUCUUGCCCUCCAAAACCAAUCAAAUUUUGUAAACAUGGGCCAAGAUCAUGUUAAUCGUGUGCCUGAUUUGAUCACCAGAAGUGAGCUUUACAAUGUUCAGGGCCAUCAAACUCCAAACAAAGCCCCUAAUCCUUCAGAUUUUUUCGACUCUAAAGAGCACCAAGCUGAUGGUUUUGUAGAUGCUUCACCUAUCAGCAUGCGUUUUCCUGCAGCAAAUGUUGAAAUCCCUUUUGGUGACCAAUUGGGUAAAACUUCAAGUGAUCUCAACCUCAAUGAGUCCAGCAACAAUCUAGUAGAAGCUCCAAUUCGACUUGACAGAAGUGUUCAUCGCCACAACCACACUGUGGAAGGUGGACAAGGGCAUGAUUUUGCGGCAGAAAGGAGGCAACCUUAUAAGAAGUACGGUCCAUACGCUUGUCCUAGAUGCAGCAAGAUCUCCACGACAUCCCAGCAUCAUGCAGCUCAUAUGAGGUGGCACUACGAUUCUGAAGAGACACUUGAAGAAAGAAAGAGAAGACAGGAAUCAAAAUACAAGAAAAAGAACCUUCGCCUUGUACAGACUAGCGAUGGACUUACUGUGGUCCCUGAUCUGUUCACUGGGAUGAUGGGCAACAUAUAUAGCAUUCUCCCAAAUGGCCCCCAGGACAGGAAACCGAAUCUAAUGGUUGGAAGAGAAACUAAGGCGUUCAAGGAAGAACCUGAUUUUGAGAUGGCUGUUGAGCACAAAAUUCCAUAUGGCGGUGUGGUGAUUAAGGAUGAACCUCAGAAUUAA
This is a messenger RNA of Ilex paraguariensis (yerba mate), 1161 nucleotides long. Lineage: Eukaryota; Viridiplantae; Streptophyta; Magnoliopsida; Aquifoliales; Aquifoliaceae. The record is from the annotation of a GenBank genome assembly.